AUGAAAUACAUCCAUAGACUAUUCGUUUUAUCAGCAAUUUUACUAAUACUUAUAUUCAACAUAAUAUAUUUCAAUGACAACGAUGCAAAUCAAAAAGACCAAAUUUUAAAGAAUGAAAGACAUACUAUAGAAAACUCAUAUUUUUCACCACCAUCUAAAAAAUAUACAGACAAAGAGCGUAAAUGUCAUAAUUAUUUCCUAGACUUGUAUAUGAAAGAUUUAGAAUGGUCACAUGGGGAAAUGCGAAUUUUCCACAAUUAUGAUAUCCUAGAUGAUAAUAUAAUGAAAGGUAUUAUGGAACAUUUAAGAAUAUACACAGAUUGUUAUUUACAUGAUAAUGAUCUAAUGCUGCCAACUGAAGACUUUCCUGAUUUAGAAUAUAGACUAUUCCCAUUUUUAAAUCCGCAAUUGUUUACACCUUUUAUUGAAGACAACGACAACAAAGAUGAUUCUUUAAUACCAAAAGUUUAUGACACAAGAAAAAAUUUAACUGAUAAUAUAUAUAGUGGCAUUUUAACAAACAAUGAAAUGAAAAGACAAAUAAAAGAAAAAUAUGGGAAAAGUUUUUGGAAAUUUUGGCGAGAUAUAGGCAAUCUUUAUAAUGAGGACUUGGGAAGUUUUCAGAAGGGGAUUACUAUGACUAUGGGACCAAGACAUGUUACAUUAUUAUAUAAAUUAUUACAUAUUUUGGAUUUGUUAGGUAAUGAGUUACCCAUACAAAUAAUAUUCACAGCAUUACCUGAUGGCACCGGCAACAAAGAUUCUGAAUUUGACCAAAAUUUAUUGUCAGAAAUCAGUAAAAACAUAAACGAGAGAACUAACCAGCAUGUUUAUUUUGUUGACUGUGGUGACUUAUUAAAUCCAGAUUAUAUUACCAAUAAAAGUUUUGCCUUUUUUAUUCAUAAAUGGCUAGCUAUGAUUUUUAAUACUUUUGAGGAAGCUUUAUUUUUGGAUGUGGAUGCUAUUCCGUUUGUUAAGCCUGCUGACUUUUUUGAAUUAAAGGAAUAUCAAAGUACAGGGGCUGUUUUGUUCAGAGAUCGAAGACUAGAAAACGAACAUACUUUUGAAUAUUGCAUCAAUAUGUUUAAUAAGAUGAUACAAACUGAAACUGAAGAGAAAAAGUGGAAACAUCCGAUCCCCAAAGAAUUCCAACUGGACACAGAUGACACUACUGCUGAUAAAGACGUGGAGAAUAAAGAAUUUCACAAGGUGUAUUAUGAAUUCUUUCAUAAAACAUUUUUACAUCAUAUAGACAGUGGAUUGGUUGUAAUGAAUAGAAAAAAAAAGUUAAAUUCUUUGUUGUCAUCUUUUAUAUUAAAUCUAUCGGCAAAAGCAAGCAGAUGUGUUUAUGGAGAUAAAGAAAUGUUCUGGCUGGGUCCAUUAUUUCAGUUGGAUACUCAAGUGUCUAUUAUACCGUCAGAUGGCGCUGUUGUAGGUUCGAGAGUGCAGGAUCGAAAAACAAGUUUAACAGGGGAGGACGAACAGGACACCAAUAUUAUAGAAGUAUGUGGUACUCAGUUAGCACAUAUUUAUCCUAAAAACAAAAAAAUAUUGUGGACUAAUGGUGGAUUGAAAACCUGCAAGAUGGAUAAAGUGUAUGCAGCAGCUUCGGAUUAUUCAAAAGAUGGUAAAUUUUUUGAUGAUAGAUUUCAAAUUAAUGGAGACUUGAAAAAAUUGGAAGAGAUUUAUGAUAAAGCAUUAAAUUUAGAGUAUGCCUUAAUACCGGAUGUCACGUAUCAACCAUGGGUUAAAAAUAAAGAGUGUAUGGAAUAUAGCUAUUGUGCUUAUACAAAUCCUAAAUUAAAAAAGGGUACGACUAUUAAAUUUAAGAAGAAAGAGGUGGCAUUUUUGAAUAGUAUAGCGACAGCAUGGAACGAUUUUUAG
This is a messenger RNA of Saccharomycodes ludwigii, 1884 nucleotides long. RefSeq names its product alpha-1,3-mannosyltransferase MNN1. Bases 1 to 1884 code for a protein of 627 amino acids. The transcript has a single exon. Gene Ontology annotation, cellular component: Golgi apparatus. The record is from RefSeq and is a predicted model, not a curated record. Gene Ontology annotation, biological process: protein O-linked glycosylation. Gene Ontology annotation, molecular function: alpha-1,3-mannosyltransferase activity. NCBI's taxonomy places the organism in Eukaryota, Fungi, Ascomycota, Saccharomycetes, Saccharomycodales, Saccharomycodaceae.